AUGAAAUAAAAACAAAUAGAAUAUAAAAAAAUAAAAUUACUAGGUGAAGGUUCUUUUGGAAAGGCCUUUUUAGUCCAAAGAACAAUUGACAAUUAAAAUUGUGUAAUUAAAUAAAUAAAUAUAUCCCAUAUGACAGAUUAGGAAAAGUAAAACGCUUAUAAAGAAGCUAGAAUACUCUCUUAAUUAAGCCAUUAAAAUAUAAUAACAUAUCACGAGUCAUAUAAAACAAAGAACGGUAGUUUAUGUAUAGUAAUGGAUUAUGCUGAAUGUGGUGAUAUUUCUUAAAAAAUAAAAGAAGUCAAAAAUAAUAAAUAAAAUAUAAGCGAAAAUCAAAUUUUAGACUAUAUAACAUAAAUAUGUUGUGGUUUAAAUUAUAUUCAUUAAAAAAAUAUAAUACACCGAGAUAUUAAAGCUUAGAAUAUUUUCCUAACCAAAAACUAAAUGAUAAAAAUAGCCGAUUUCGGUAUUUCUAAAGUACUCUCGAAUUCAGAUGAAAAAGCUAAAACAAUUAUCGGUUCUCCAUAUUAUUUAGCCCCAGAACUAAUUGAAAAUCGUCCAUAUACGACUAAAGUAGAUAUAUGGGGUCUAGGAAUACUUAUAUAUGAAUUAUGUGCUUUAAAGCCACCUUUUGAAUCAGAAAAUAUGCAUGCUUUAGUUAUGAAAAUUAUUAGGGGAAAUUAUAAUCCUAUACCUAAUUAGUAUUCGUAAGAAUUAAAGAAAUUACUCGCAGAAAUUUUAAACGUAGAUCCUUUAAAAAGGCCAACUGCUUAAUAAAUAUUAGAAAAAGAUAAUAUUAAAAAUAUAGAUUAAUUUUCUAAUUUUGAUUAAAACUAGAUAAAUAAAGAAUAAAAUAAUAUUAAUUAAUGUAAAAAUAAAGAAUAAAUAAAAAAUAAAAAUAUAAAUGAUAAUGAUAAUACUAAUAAUAAUAAUAAUAAAAAUAAUAAUAAUAAUAAUAAUAAUAAUAAUUAAUAAUAAUAAUAAUAUUAAUAAUAUUAAUAUUAAUAAUUUACCUUAAAAAAGAGUUGGAA
Molecule: messenger RNA, 1028 nt
Organism: Ichthyophthirius multifiliis
Lineage: Eukaryota; Ciliophora; Oligohymenophorea; Hymenostomatida
Product: protein kinase domain protein
Exons: 3
Biological process (GO): protein phosphorylation
Molecular function (GO): protein kinase activity; ATP binding
Source: RefSeq, a predicted model, not a curated record